UCCCAAUCUGUGAAUAAACCAAUGGAGGAGUUUGUAAGAAAGCUGGUUAAGACGUCUGAUUUAAGUUUGCUGACAAAAGGAACCAUUAAAAAAGCAUACAAAAAUAAAGUUGGUCGGGAAAUUACAGCUGAUGAAAAAAACACCCUGAAUCUAGUUUUGAAGAAUAUUCUUACUGAUAUCAACCAACAUGGUGGAAAUAAGGAAAAUGCUCAAUCCCUUGCCUCGCCGUUAAAACGAGUAGAAUCUCCAGGUAAACGUACGCCUGUUAAAAAGAAAGAGAAAUCUGCAGUGCCUCUUCAGUGUAGCAGAGAUAAGAAAACCUCCCGGACCUCUGUUUCCCCCAAACUGAGGGUGGAUGAAGUAGUAGAUGCUGUGAUGAAGUCCAGCGAUGAGGAAGAUGAGAAUGAAGAUGAAACAUCACACAUCUCACCCCAGAAAAAGAAAUCUCCACUGAAGAAAAAGUCUCCUGUAAAGAAAGCAAAACAAAAUGUUAAAAAGAAAAAUAUUGAUAGAAUAGAAGAAGUAGUCAGCGCGGUUCUGGACUCGGAGAAUGAAGAUGAUGAUGGCAAGAGUGGGGAUGUCUCAGAUGAAGAUGCUGAGGAUUCAGAUGAUAACGAGAUGAAAAGAAAGCUUUCAUCAGAUGAGUCAGACAGUGAAGAUGAAUAUGAACCUUUUAAAGAUGAAUCCAAAUUUAUUUCUCCUAAAAAGGUUUUGAAGAAAAAUGGGAAGAAAAAUCAGUCGGUGAAGAAAAGAGGAAAUCAGAAAAAGAGGAAGAGGUACAGUCUGAGUUCUGAUAGUGAUGUGGAGGAGGAGGUGAUCAUUUCUGAGAAAUCAAGCGAAGACUCCUCUAGUGAGGAAGAACCUGUGAGGACUAAGAAGUCUGUCAAAAGGAAGAAGGUCAUCUCUAGUGAUUCUGAACAAUCAGAGGAAGAAUGUAAACCCAAACGACAGAGGACACUCUACAGUAAGAAGAUUAAAAUAUCUGAUGAUGAUGAUUCUGAUAGCAAAACGGAGAAUAAACCAAGCAGAACUAAAAAUACAUCGGGGGGAAAGAAAAAAAGCACAGUGUCAAAGAAAGUGAAAUCUGUAGAAAAAAAUGUUUUCAGUAUCACUGAAGUGUCAAGUUCUGAAGACGAAGGCCUGUCACUAGCACAGCUCAGAAAGCUAUCUGCAUCUAGUCAGGAUAGUUGUAAAGGGGAGAAAACUCUGUCAGAAUCAGAUGUGAAGAAAAAUGUGAAGAAGAGUGACAAGAAAGAUAAGCAGGACAAAUCUAAGUCCAAGGCCCCUCCCAGUAAACACUCAAAGAAAGCAGGGAGUGAAACAAAUAGAACAGGUAGGAAAAUGACAAAUAAACGUAGUGAAAAGAAACAAAAGAAGAAGAAAAAAGUGAUAGAGUCUGAGGAUGAGUCGGAAGGCUUGGAGAUAAUUUCUACAGACUCGGAUUCUGAAGAGGAUGUGCCCCUCUCUGUACACAGGAAGACAUCUUCAUCAAGUGUGAAAGAGGCUGAAAUAGACUCAGACAAAGAAAACUCAGAUUCUGAGGAAGAUGUCCCACAAUCUAAACACAGAAAAACAUCAUCAUCAAGUGUUAAAGAGGCUAAAAUAGAGUCAGACAAAGAAAACUCAGAUUCUGAAGAAGAUGUCCCACAAUCUAUACACAGAAAAACAUCAUCAUCAAGCUUUAAAGAGGCUGAAAUAGAGUCAGACAAAGAAGAAAUAGAUCAGGAUUCAGACAGUAGUUCAGUUUCUGAGAGCAAGGCUUCAACAAAGAUUACAUCUGUUGAAAAGAAAAAGAAAACAUCUAAAUCAACAACAAAGGAUUCAGCCAGUAGUUCAGAUUCCGAUAAUGAGGCUUCAACAAAGAUUACAUCUGUUGAAAAGAAAAAGAAAUCAUCAAAAACAGCUACAAAGAUUUCCCCGAGGGAGGGUAAUGAAGAGGGUGCUCGGAUGAAGGAGUUACGUAAAAUCUGUCGGGCGGUGGGGAUCCUGGUCACGAAUUCCCGACACCUCUCGGGAUGUACCACGGAAAACCAGAAAAUAAAUAAACUGAAGCAACUGCUGAGGGAGGCAGGCAUGGAAGGUAGGCCAAGUAUGAAAAAAGUGGAGGAGGUGAGGCUAAUGAAGGAAGCGGCUGAGCUAGAUACACACAACAUACUGAAAGUAGAGGGGAGAGGGAAAAGGAAAGUGAACAGCUUAUUUUCAAGGUCAGAUAAUUCUCCCAAGGUCAAGGCCACACCACCAAGAGAAAAGUUCAGUAGAUUGAGGGACAUUAUAGACAGUGACUCUUCUGACUGAGGAGGUUAAGCCAGGCUAGGAGAGGGAGACCCAUUGUAUGGGGGUACCCUGCAGAGCCAAGGAGAAUUUGACUUUGAGGUGACAUUGGGUGCAGCUACAAUAGAGCAGAGCCAAUUACAUUCCUGCCUCCAAUUACAUUAUAGAUCUGAUCACUCAAGGAUGAAUAUGCUUAUCAAGAUCAUUAAUUCUGCACCAAAGUUUGAAACAGGACUUGAUUCAUCUGUCAGAGUUUUUGAACAUAAACAAUUUUAAAUGGCUAUUAGUUUUGACAGUGUUUACAUUCACUCUUUUGAAGUACAAAUUGUGAAAGAUUUGGAUUGUACUUUUUAGAAAGAGUAAAGCUUUAGAAAAUUUCAUAUAUGUCUAUACUUGAUCUUAUUUUAAGCUCUUUAAUCAGUAAUGUUUGGUACAUGUAAGUAACUUGUAUUCAGCUUUUAC
Molecule: messenger RNA, 2733 nt
Organism: Saccostrea cuccullata (small rock oyster)
Lineage: Eukaryota; Metazoa; Mollusca; Bivalvia; Ostreida; Ostreidae
Product: protein starmaker-like
Exons: 10
Coding region: 22-2295 (757 amino acids)
Source: RefSeq, a predicted model, not a curated record